GCCCCCUUCGGUGGCUGCAAUAAGUAGGGAGUGAGCACAAACGGCUCGCGAGCUCAGAUAAAGGCGCACCUGUUGUGAGGGCGAGGGUGAGGCGGAGGUUUGGAUACACGAAACGUGACGGGCUGAAGGAGCGUCCCUGACUGGCAGCAGCAGCACUCGAGAUUUGCGCGUCUCCCGUGAAGAUGGAAUUGUCUAGUAUAAAGACAUCUGCUGCACUCCUCUAUGACGAAUUCUUCCAAAAUGCAGACACGCGGACAGAGAAGUGGUUCCUCAUGCCUUCUCCUGUCCCCCAAACCCUCAUCAUCAUCGCGUACAUUUACUUUGUCACGUCGCUGGGGCCUCGGAUAAUGGAGAACCGCAAGGCCUUUGACCUCAAAGGAGUCCUUGUCGUCUACAACUUCGGUGUGGUGGCACUGUCUCUCUACAUGUGCUACGAGUUUGUGAUGUCGGGAUGGGGAACGGGAUACACCUUUCACUGUGAUCUGGUGGAUUACUCCGACUCGCCUCAGGGUAUGAGGAUGGCAGCAACGUGCUGGCUUUACUACUUCUCAAAGUUCAUUGAGAUGCUGGACACAAUUUUCUUUGUGCUGAGGAAAAAGAACAGCCAGGUGACGUUCCUUCACGUCUAUCAUCACUCCAUCAUGCCCUUCACCUGGUGGUUUGGUGUUCGGUUUUCUCCAGGUGGUCAGGGGACAUUCCACGCCCUGCUUAACUGUAUCGUCCAUGUUUUCAUGUACACGUACUACGGUCUGACUGCCAUGGGACCCAAGUACCAGAAGUAUUUGUGGUGGAAAAAAUACCUCACUACAAUUCAGCUGAUCCAGUUUGUUUUGGUUACCAGCCACAUCUCUCAGUAUUUCUUCAUGAAGGACUGCCCAUACCAGUUCCCCAUCUUUAUCUACAUCAUUGCGCUUUACGGCUUGAUUUUCUUGUUCCUGUUCCUCAACUUCUGGUACCAUGCCUACACCAAAGGCAAGAGGCUUCCCAAAGUGCUGCAGGCUCGUACGUGGGCGCACCACACCAACGGCGUCAUGAAUGGAAACGCGGGUCAUGACAAAGACGAGUGACGCGGGUCUCUCCUUCGGGGUUGACCUCAUUAACGUAAGCAAACCCAAAUUUGUUUGGACUGUAACAUAAUUUUUUUUUUUUUUGAUUGCUUUACUAGUUGCAACUACAAAAGACGUUCUUUAAACUUUAUGACCAAAGCUACGUUUGAGGGUUUUUACAUCCAAGUGCAGCGGCUUAAGUUUUGUUUACAUUGAAGCUAGAUCCAGAUUUGUCAUUUUUCUCAUUGUAUGACAUGAACGGUUCACACUGCCUAAAGGGCUUCACUUAGGCUCCUGCUCCAAACCUAAUCUUAGGAAUUAUACACUUCAAUCCAGUUUGUUUCAAAGCCGUGUGCUACAAAAGUUGCUUAUUUCACUAAGCCCAAAGUGACAGCUGAUAACCUAACAAAGGGGUGUUUAGGUGACAGGUCUUGCUCAUGUUAUUGUUGCAUGCUUAAAUGUGGUGCGAGCAGUCAACUUUAAGUACACGUGUUAAUUAGUCUAUGGCUAAGUCACAGCCACUGCUGAAGGUACGUUGAGUGAAAAGAAAACGUCCAUUUAUUGUCCAAUGAAGCGACAUGUGACCAAAGCAUGUUUUGUAGGAUCCAGAGCUGAGCAGCUUCCUUUGAGGUGUGAUGCUGCAGUACAAUUGCAUUCAGUCUUUAGCCCACCAGUCAGAAAACACAAGCAGUCCUGCCUGCCUGUUCUGAAGCCGUUCGGCUGAUGAUGGUUGGGGUCAGGUGGUGCCUUCUGGUCUGAAUUAAUUUGUUAUGAUGACCUGAAAAGUGAGUAACACUCUGCUUGUUGGGCAAAUGAGAACAUAUGAUUGCGCAUGAUGGGUGUUGACAGACUUCCACCUUUUGAUCAAGUCUAAACCCGUCAGCUCCAAGGAUGUUCUAUAAACAAGGCAUAAAAAAACAUACGUUCAUUUUGUCAAAUCACUUUGUGAAACAUGAAAUGUUAUCUAUUGUACUUUUUUAUGUAUUUAUAUAAAAUAAAUGGUCUUUGAAUAAAUGGUUA
Molecule: messenger RNA, 2066 nt
Organism: Betta splendens (Siamese fighting fish)
Lineage: Eukaryota; Metazoa; Chordata; Actinopteri; Anabantiformes; Osphronemidae
Gene: elovl7a
Product: ELOVL fatty acid elongase 7a
Exons: 8
Coding region: 183-1067 (294 amino acids)
Biological process (GO): sphingolipid biosynthetic process; fatty acid elongation, polyunsaturated fatty acid; very long-chain fatty acid biosynthetic process
Cellular component (GO): endoplasmic reticulum membrane; endoplasmic reticulum
Molecular function (GO): fatty acid elongase activity
Source: RefSeq, a predicted model, not a curated record